UUUUUAAAUAAGUAAAUAAAUUCCCCCUUCUGAAAGAUGCAGGAACUACUGCUAUUGCAGUAUGCCUUCUUCGGCUCUAGCUCUCUUCUCUGCCUAGCAUUUUAUGUGUAAUAUUCUCUCUCUCUCUGGUUCUGUGAGAUGUGAAUGGCUGUAAGAUAGAGCGGGAAGGGAAGCGAUCAAAGGAGAGAGAGGGAUGAACGACCUCUCCAAUGCUUUGAGAGAAAGGCGCCAUUGUUGUAGCUGCAGGCCAAUCCCGACUCCAGUUGUGUGCUUGCUCAUCCCUCUCUUCUUUAUAGGUAUCGCGGUUUCCAUAUUCAUCUUGGUCGUUGUUCACAACGCAUUCUUCUUCGUCUCUCUCCUGUUGCUCUCAGCUGCUGUUCUCGCUUUUCUAGUUUGGAACACUCUCAACUGGAGGAGAAAUGGGGCCAUCCUGCUCUUUCUCGACUCCUUCCCCGAUUCCGACCUUCGCACCGCUACACAUGGACAGCUCGUUAAGAUCACUGGUUUUGCUUCCUGUGGGAGUCUCUCUCUGGAAUCUUCAUAUGAAAAAGUUCAUAGAUGUACUUUUACAUCAACGUUGUUAUACGAAUAUAAAGGAUUUAGUUUGAAGAAAGCAAAUGUUAACAAUGGAUGGUUCCAGUGGAGAGUAGCAUAUGCAGAGAGAUUCUCCACGGACUUCUACAUCACUGACAUGAAGUCUGGUAUUAGAGUGAUGGUAAAAGCUGGUUAUGGUUCUAAAGUUAUUCCCUUGAUUGUUGAGAGCACACUUGUCAAUACAACAAAUAAGCACAGGGUAUUAUCUUCUUAUCUAAGGAAAUGGUUGGUAGAAAGGAAUCUCUCAGCUGAAGCGCGUCUAUUGCAUCUGGAGGAAGGGUACAUAAAGGAAGGAAGCUCUGUGACUGUUAUGGGAGUGUUGCACAAGAACAGUGACAUAACCAUGAUUGUUCAGCCACCCGAAAUUGUAUCUACUGGGUGCCUAUGGCGAGGUUUCCUCCUCCCUGUUGAUGUUAACGGUUUGAUCCUGAGGGUUUCUGAGACAAGUUCCUCGCCUCUGACUAACCCAUGUUCUGGCGAGGAACCAUAACAGUAACUGAUAGCUGGGACCAACAUUGGGUAAUGGCCUUUUCCGCUUCCGGAUGCCACUGCAUUUUAAUUCUCCUUUUCCCCAUACAAGGUAAUCUAAUACUGAUAAUAUGUCAAGGAAAAUGUUCAUGCAUGCUUCUUGUUUUCUCCCGUGGCACAUGAAAGUACUUGCUUUCUUGGGGUGGCUUCCUGGUAGCAAAUCAAGAGCUUUUGCAAGGUUUUGGAGCUCUUUACACAUUCUCGAAAGAACUGUUAAGCCAUCUUAGCUGCAAUGAUCCAGUUUUUCCAGAAAAUGAAUGUCUGAGAUAAGGGGCAAUCAAUGUGGUGCCGAGUGAUGAGAGAAGGAACUGCCUCAGUGUUGGCUACACUUCAUACUUUAACCACAGUGCACCAGAUUAUCCAAGAAGAAAUUGAUUGUUAGACAAGGGUUUUGUAAUGUUGAGCAGUGCUAUUGUAGUAGGAUAGGGGUAAAACUUUUUAAGUGUUCCUUUUUUUUUUUGGGUGGACCGUAGACAACGUUUUAGUGUUCCUAAUUUCUGCAUAAGAUGAAUGAUUUUACCAGGCAUUUUUGUUAUAAUGUGGAUCGUUAGGAAAGCUGU
This is a messenger RNA of Nelumbo nucifera (sacred lotus), 1682 nucleotides long. RefSeq names its product protein SHOU4-like. NCBI's taxonomy places the organism in Eukaryota, Viridiplantae, Streptophyta, Magnoliopsida, Proteales, Nelumbonaceae. The record is from RefSeq and is a predicted model, not a curated record.